ACUCUUUAAAUGUAUGAAGAAUCAACAGGAAUCAAUCAACAUUUAACGUCUCACCGACAUGCGAUAUGUAAUCAACGAAAGAAUUUUCGUGAUUUCGCACGUUGAUGUCCUUCGGAUCGAUGACUUGGACUAAGCGCAAGUCAAAGAGGACAUCGAACCCAAAGCCGGGGGGGGAUUCACUUGGCAAAGUGUGCUUUUACGUUGGCAAAUACCGGGUGCCCUCUUUUCUUUUUUUUUUCUCCUUUUCCCCGGAGAGAACCAGGGUUGGCCCGGGUUAGAGGUGAGUAAGGUGACCAUGGUUACCAUCGGUGACCACUAAUAAUAUCUUCUGCCCGGGAUCGCCAACCAAUGAUAGGCUGCUAACGCGACAGUCGCGGCAGGACCUCGUGCAACGCCCUGAACGACCAAUGAGGCCGUUUGCAUGUCAUACUGGUGGCCUCGAGGCCGAGGAUUUCGAUCGAAGCCCUUCGUCGCCUAGACUCAUACUAAGGGACAUCACCUAGAUCGCUCCCACUAACUGUACGACCGUCGCACGGAACACAAGUCGGUCGAUUAUGCGUCUGGUCUUUUGAACCCCGCGAAGUGUCGUGAGGUCCAAAUUAGAGUAAUAAGGUCGAGAUAAUAAGAUCAAUUUUCUCGCGAAACAAAUUGCUACCAUGGAGUCCUGCGGGAUGAAUAUUAUCAAAUACAUCCUCUUCAUCUUUAAUCUGGUCUUCGCGAUAUCCGGUAUAGGUAUCAUCGCGGCCGGUGCGUGUGUGUUAGCGGAUGUUGGUGAAUUCAAUCACUUUGUAGAAGGAAGAAUAAUGGCACCGCCUAUAGUACUCAUAGUUGCGGGAGCCAUCGUUUUCAUUAUAGCUUUUCUAGGAUGUUAUGGAGCGAUUAAGGAGCAUUACCAUAUGUUAAUCGCCUUUGCGGCAGCGCUAUUAAUAAUUUUCGUGAUCGAGCUCGCGGUGGGAAUAGCGGCGGCAGUGUUUAAAAACGAUUUCAGCAUGGCAAUGAAAGACACCCUGAAGGAAUCGAUGAAGAAUUAUUCGGAAGCUGACAGGAUGGCCUGGGACAACAUACAUAAAAAGCUGGAAUGUUGCGGCGUGGAUGGUCCUAAUGAUUGGAGCCCGGCUAAUGGAUUUACGUCAGGUUUUCCGUCCUCUUGUUGCAAGCAAGACAUGAAUAUGAUUUGUCAGAUUAAUAAUGAAGCAUUGGUGUAUCAGGAGGGUUGCUUUAACAAGCUGGAAAUGCGAGUCCACAAGGGCGCUACGGUUUUGAUUGGCGUUGGUAUCGGAAUAGCUUUUGUGGAGAUCGCCGGUAUCAUCCUUGCCUGUUGUCUCGCGGCAAUCAUAAAAAGGGAAACCGAUCAUAAAUGAAACGAGGUGUAUUAAUUUCAUUUUAUAUCGCGUCAAGCAACCGCAAAAUCUGCUAUCUCAUCGAAUUAAAAGUUUCAAUAGUAAUAAAAAAUUUACAUUUAAUUUUGAUCUCAUAUCGAUGAUAAAUCAAGAGAUCGACACAUUCUUCAUAAAACUAAGUAUUAUGAAUUUCAUUUAUAAUAUAAUAUAAUAUCGCGCAUUGUGACUUUCCGCCCGUUCUUUGCGCUCAUCUCUUACAAUUAGCAGCACAAUAAUGAAUCGAAACCUCAGACUUUACUCAAUAUAUUUAUUACAUUUUGUAACUAUGCCGUGCUUCUGCUUUUAUAUACGCAAUAAAUAUUCGUUCCCGAGAAAACUAGAGAGAUAUAUUUCUAGAAUAGAUAGAGACAUUAUAUACAUAUAUUCUCUUUUAAAUUUACAUAUAUAAAAAAAAUGCUUUUAAUUGAAAGUUAUAUCGCUAAUUAUUAGUUUAUAAUUAUAAUAUAUUUUAUAACAAAUGCCACAAUAUAGAAUAAUUGUGGAUCUAUUUGGUGUGCUGUUAAUAUUUGUCAUAUAUUAUAUAUUAAAUAUUGUAUCAUUAUAUAUAUAUAUAUU
Molecule: messenger RNA, 1955 nt
Organism: Cataglyphis hispanica
Lineage: Eukaryota; Metazoa; Arthropoda; Insecta; Hymenoptera; Formicidae
Product: CD63 antigen
Exons: 5
Coding region: 657-1361 (234 amino acids)
Cellular component (GO): membrane
Source: RefSeq, a predicted model, not a curated record